Candidula unifasciata is the source of this 381-nucleotide messenger RNA. The record is from the annotation of a GenBank genome assembly. NCBI's taxonomy places the organism in Eukaryota, Metazoa, Mollusca, Gastropoda, Stylommatophora, Geomitridae.
AUGCCUCCAAAGGGGAAGCAGGGCACGAAAGGCAAGAAACAAAUAGCGGAGGAGAAUAAAUCAACUCUCAACUUUUAUCUCUACAUCAUCUGUGGUGUCAAUGUGGUCUACUAUGCAUUGUGGUACUUCCUGUUCUGGGAUGCAUUCACAACGGGGCCGGUGCUACUGUCCGCCUUUUCUGCGACAAUAUACUUUGGCAGCUACCAAUUCAUGGCCAGGAUGGGAAAGUCUGUCUACCGCGAAGGCCAGCUCGUGGACUCUGGCGUUGAUCUCAAUAUGGAAUCUGGCAUGGCAGAACACACUAAAGACCUGAUUUUACUCACUGCCAUUGUGCAGACAUGCUCCCUGUUGUCCGGCUACUUCUGGCUGUUUUUAUUGCUU